Messenger RNA from Pollicipes pollicipes, 1429 nucleotides. RefSeq lists its product as uncharacterized. The record is from RefSeq and is a predicted model, not a curated record. Bases 158 to 997 code for a protein of 279 amino acids. NCBI's taxonomy places the organism in Eukaryota, Metazoa, Arthropoda, Thecostraca, Pollicipedomorpha, Pollicipedidae. The transcript is spliced from 8 exons.
GAGGGAAGAGCGGGCGGUGGUAGGCGCGCGUUGGAUGAGCGUAGUGUGGGAGUGUGUAUAAUAAAGUUUUUUCUCCAGCUUUUCCAGCAAGUUCUGUUCAUCCCAAUAGCUGAACUGGCUAGAGUGUGUGCUUUGUGCUCCACCCAUCCAUAGUAGGAUGCUUCUGCUGUACACAGUGUUCCUGUGGUCAUGUGGAGUAGCUUUGGCCAGUGAUUUGGUCGUACUUGCUGGAGAUAUGUUAGAAAGCCAUCUUCUUGAAUCCAAGACAACGUUAGUUCUGUUCACGAAAGCCAGUGGCUGCAGCACGUGUCCUGCGGCAGCGGACGAGCUGCGCUCAGUGCUGCCAUCUCUGGACGUGCAGGCGUACUCUGUGCAGGACGAGAAGAUUACCGCUCGGUACGCUGAUCGGGUACCGGCCCUGGUGAUGUUCGUCGGGCAUGCUCCUGUGCUUUACGAAGGGCCGCUGCUGGGUGACGCGUUUGCGGAGUUCGUCACCACCAACCGGGAGCCGCGCGUAGUGGCGCUCAACGACGCGAGCUUCGAGCACCUGACGCAAGCCUCGACGGGCGCUACCACCGGCGACUGGCUGGUGAUGUUCCAUGGUUUGUCGUGCGACCGUUGUGAGGCGCUGGAGUCACGCCUGCAGGGCGUCGCGGCCAAGCUGCGUAACCGCGUGAUGGUGGCCAAGGUCUCUUCGGAGACAGACGGACGAGAGACGGCCAAACGAUUUGGCGUCGCCCCCACCCAGAUGACCAUCCUGUUUUUCCGGCAGGGCGUUGUGUACACGUACGACGUGAGCAGGCUGGAUCUGACCAGCUUGAGCGCGUUCGCCGUCGGCCUGUAUAAGGAUGCGCCGAGCCGGCCCGUGCCGGAGCUGCCUCAGACGCCGCUGAUGCUGGCGCUCCAGGUGGUGGCUGGCGUAGCCGUUGUCGCCUACAUUCUGAUGCUAAUCGUGUCCAAGCAGAGGGAGGCCGCGCAAAAGAAGAAGGGUUUCUGAGGCCGGAUACAGUGCGGGCUGUGCUACCGUCAGACCUGCAGGAUCGGACUACAAUCCGAACCUAAACCGAUGUGUCCCCCCAGUGGCGUGCUGCAGCCACGGCGCGCGCCCCCGCUUGGGUCGAGCCGCGGGCAGGAGUGUGUUGUCAACGCAGCGGGAAUGGCAGGGGGCUGCGGGUGUGCACUACCCAUUCCAUGCGUGUUGUGGGCACCUAGCUAUUUUGGGACAGAGGUGACCGCACAGUUACGUUUCAGGAUGUUUAUGGUGUGGGGGUGAAAUGCUUGAUGUGACGGGCUUGUUGAUUUUUUACUCGCGCUUUGAUAAUAUAUUUGAGGCUGAUAGAUAUUUGUGUAUUUCAUUUUUGCAAAAGGACGUUUACGAAAGUCUGUUUGGCUGGAAGUUAGCUUUCAGGUAAUAUACAUAGUCACCUGA